Molecule: messenger RNA, 1596 nt
Organism: Recurvomyces mirabilis
Lineage: Eukaryota; Fungi; Ascomycota; Dothideomycetes; Mycosphaerellales; Teratosphaeriaceae
Exons: 2
Coding region: 1-1596 (531 amino acids)
Molecular function (GO): oxidoreductase activity, acting on paired donors, with incorporation or reduction of molecular oxygen, reduced flavin or flavoprotein as one donor, and incorporation of one atom of oxygen; heme binding; iron ion binding
Source: RefSeq, a predicted model, not a curated record
AUGAACAUCUCACGACUUCCACUGGUGGCCAAAGCGGCGGCAUUGCUAACCGUCGCAUACAUCCUCUACCAGAUAUACAUCCAACUUACUAUAGGCGCCAAGAGACGAGCGUUCCAGCGCGAAAAGGGGACCCUUCCAGUGCCAUGGCUAUAUACGCUGAAAGACAGAUUCAUGGGCGUCGAUGUGUUCAUGGAGAAUAUGAAGGCACUCAAGGCACGUAACAUCCUAGCGCUUGGCAAGAGCCGCUUCGACCUUCAGAAAGUCCGGACAUAUCGUAUGGUCAUGCUUGGGCGGGACGUAUUCAUCACCAUCGAGCCUGAAAACCUCAAGACCAUCCAAGCUGUCGACUUCAAGAAGUGGAGUCUGGGAAGCAGACGUAAGACCGCUUUCAGACCAUUGCUCGGCAUUGGUAUCUUCACCUCGGAUGGCGCAGACUGGCAGCACUCUCGCGAGAUGCUGAGGCCGAACUUCGCACGCUCACAAGUAGGAGACCUGGCGACAUUCGAACGACACGUCUCCCAUCUCGUCGAGGCUAUCCCGACCGAUGGCUCAACCGUCGAUCUCUCCGAAAUGUUCUUCAGACUCACGAUGGAUUCUGCGACGGAGUUCCUAUUCGGCGAGUCCACCGAGUCGCUCACGAAGGGCAGCAGCGAAGGCUUCUCAGAUGCCUUCAUGAGGAGUCAAGACUUCGUCGCCAACAACAGCCGAUGGGGUAGCUGGGCGAAACUCUUCCCUGCCAACAAGCAGUGGCUCGCUGAUCAGAAGUUUGUGCACGACUUCGUUGACUACUAUGUGCAGAAGAACAUGGCCAAGCGCAGCGAGUUGCUGCGGGAGAAAUCGAACGCGGAGAAAUCUGGACGCUACAUCUUCAUUGAUGAGAUCGUGAGACAGACCGAGGACCCCAUCCGCAUUCGUUCAGAACUCCUUAACAUCUUACUUGCUGGCCGUGAUACCACGGCUUCGCUUCUGACCAAUGUAUGGGAUACUCUAGCCAAACGACCGGAUAUCUGGUCGUGCUUGCAGUCAGAAGUCGCAAAACUCGAUGGCAAGGCUCCCACGUUCGAACAGCUCAAGGAGAUGAAGUAUCUCAAAGGCUUGCUUAACGAGUCACUUCGUCUCUACCCGGUAGUGCCCGUCAACUCGCGCGAGGCCCUGGAAGACACAACACUGCCGCUUGGUGGCGGACCGGACGGUUCUGCUCCCGUCUUCGUACCGAAAGGUCAAGUCGUCUCAUGGUCCACAUAUGCCAUGCAUCGGAGACGGGACUACUAUGGCGAGGAUGCGGAUGACUUCAAGGUCGAGAGAUGGCUGGAUGAUGCCGAGACUGGUCGCAAGGGUCUUAGACCUGGGUGGGAGUACCUGCCGUUCAACGGAGGUGCACGCAUCUGUCUGGUAAGUGAUUCCUCACCUGUCAAGGCGAUACAAACUGACAUUUUCAAGGGUCAACAAUUCGCCUUAACCGAAGCAAGCUACACUACCGUCCGCCUGUGCCAAGCCUUCUCGAAGAUCGAAAGCCGCAACCCGAGUCCUUGGACAGAGAGCCUGACACUGACUUGCGUGAACUUGCACGGCGCCAACGUGGCCCUGAAACUUUGA